AUGAGCCCAUCAAACACCGCUAUAAUCGGCAUCGCCUUAGCCGCCGUCAUCGUCGUGUUCCCCAUCGUCUUCUUCAUUGGCCACACGAUGACGGGGAGGAGGGAGGAGGAGGCCAUCGAGCGGUACAUGGCCGUCGUCGUCGCCAACGAGGGCACCAUCAGGGCGGCAGAGCCUGCCAACACGAGCAAGAGCAACCAUACGCACGGCGCGGGCUCGGUCCCUGGGCCUCACUACAGCACACGCGGGGGGAGACACGUAAACCCGUGA
Colletotrichum destructivum is the source of this 267-nucleotide messenger RNA. RefSeq lists its product as uncharacterized. Lineage: Eukaryota; Fungi; Ascomycota; Sordariomycetes; Glomerellales; Glomerellaceae. The record is from RefSeq and is a predicted model, not a curated record. The coding region runs from base 1 to 267 and encodes 88 amino acids. The transcript has a single exon.